Corvus hawaiiensis (hawaiian crow) is the source of this 1031-nucleotide messenger RNA. RefSeq names its product RAB29, member RAS oncogene family (gene RAB29). The transcript has 5 exons. NCBI's taxonomy places the organism in Eukaryota, Metazoa, Chordata, Aves, Passeriformes, Corvidae. The record is from RefSeq and is a predicted model, not a curated record. Gene Ontology annotation, cellular component: vesicle; Golgi apparatus; trans-Golgi network. Gene Ontology annotation, biological process: vesicle-mediated transport. Gene Ontology annotation, molecular function: GTP binding; GTPase activity. The coding region runs from base 21 to 638 and encodes 205 amino acids.
CCGGGCCGGGCCGGGCCGGGAUGGGGCAGCGCGAUCGGAUGUUCAAGGUGCUGGUGGUGGGGGACGCCACGGUGGGCAAGACCUCGCUGGUGCAGCGCUACGCCAACGACAGCUUCAACCGGCACUACAAAUCCACCGUGGGAGUGGAUUUUGCGCUGAAGGUGGUUCAGUGGUCGGAGUCGGAGACGGUUCGGCUGCAGCUGUGGGACAUUGCAGGGCAGGAACGCUUCACGUCCAUGACCCGGCUGUACUACAGGGAUGCCUCGGCCUGUGUGAUCAUGUUUGAUGUCACCAACGUCAGCACCUUCAGCAACAGCCAGAAGUGGAAGCAGGACUUGGACAGCAAGCUCGUGCUGCCAGAUGGGAGCCCUGUGCCCUGCCUGCUGCUGGCCAACAAGUGUGACCUUUCCCCGUGGGCAGUGACCAGGGAAGAAGUCGAUCGGUUCAGCAAAGAAAAUGGAUUUUCAGGAUGGGUGGAGACAUCUGUGAAGGAAAACAAGAACAUCAACGAGUCCAUGAGGGUUCUCAUUGAGAAGAUGAUGUCCUCAUCCACGGGACAUGGAAGUUCCUCCUCUGCUGGGAGUGGGGACUAUAUCAGCAUCAAGGAGACCUCCACUCCAGGCUGGGCCUGCUGCUAAAGCCACUGACACUCCAUCCCCUGGGGUCCAGCACUGAUGGGCUUCUCAUCGUCAUCAUCAUCAUCGUCAUCAUCAUCGUCAUCAUCAUCAUCAUCGUCACCUCUCCCUAAACUGUCACUGGUCUGGGGGCUUUUUCCCGUGAUUUUGAACUUGCCUCCUGCCCAGUGAAUGUUUUCUCAGCAGAGUGUUGCUACAGUGACUUGGAGCAAGGAAUGGGAGGAAGAGGAGCAGGAAGAUUCCUCUUUUCCCCCAUGGUAGCAGCCGGGAGCUCUGCUGCUCUGAUGGAGCACAAUCCAUGGCCAAGCAGUGGCUUGGAUUACAUUUUUUUUUUUUAAAUUCUGAGCACUUCAUCCUCUGGCAGUGCUGGCCUGUCCCAGGCAGGGCUGUCAGAGG